Molecule: messenger RNA, 3679 nt
Organism: Schistosoma rodhaini
Lineage: Eukaryota; Metazoa; Platyhelminthes; Trematoda; Strigeidida; Schistosomatidae
Source: the annotation of a GenBank genome assembly
GAUUUACUGAAAGUUUAAUGCAUGUAAGUCGAUUAUAAUUUUGUUUGUUUAAACAGUUACUUUCCUCCACUAAUUAAAAAUACCUAUAUCCAACUAUAUAUCAUAUCAGUAUGGGGUUGUGGAAAUUGUGCUAAUUUAUUGAAAUCAUGAAUCUAUUCAAGAUAAACAACCGUUAAAAACAUGGAAGCACAUACAUUAGAAUUCUAUUCAUUAAAAUAUAUAACUAAUACCAGAUGUAAAUUAUCAAUUGUAGAACAUUCUUACCAUUACUUUUCAGUAACUUCAGUUGGUUAGUUAAAGGUUUAAAAUAUUUAUUUUUGGUAUUUAGGUAAUUCAAAAAUUUUAAAUAAAUCCUGUUAUGCUUCAGCUUAAAAGUUGAGUAACUAAAUCUGUAGGUAGUCAAAAGACGUAAAUAAAGUCAAAAAACGUGAUUCACCGAACUUCAUGUAAUCAAAUUGAUGAUACCGUCCUUAUCAUAUGAAAUGAGUGUCCUGGGUUUCAAACCUGGAAAAAUCCGUAAAUCUAUACCGUUGCGUAGUCUAACUUCAAAAGGCAGCAGUUUUCCACUAGGUUUCGAUUCUGCUUUAUAUUUGUAUGGACAGUUCAAAUACGACAGAGUGUUUUCAUUAAAACUAGAAUGAAACUAGUUUAUCGGUUUUUCGAAGAGUAUCCUUUAGUUGCUGAAUGACAAAGUUAUUUGACAAUAUAAUUCAUUGUAUCGUUCGACCCUUUUGGUCUGUGAAUCCAACUCUAUUCACUACCUUUGACAUGUUAUCUAAACCGUGCAUUUGCUACACGUUUGUAACUAAUUUACUCUUGGUUUUCAUACGAAUUACAUGGCAAAGGUUAAAUGUUCUGUUGUUCACGUAUAGCUAUUCUGAUAACAUGGUAUCUUUCGAAUUUACCACUCUUAAAGAGCACUAACAUAUUGAAUUUACUCCUUCCAUUCUUUUUACUCAUAUUUCAACUACUAUUAUCAAUACAACUGUCGGCAUAAUAACUUGUUACACCAUCAAAGAGUAUACAACAUUCUUACUUAAAUUCUUCUAUCUACACUAAAAACUACACUUUCAAUUCCGUAUCUUUUUCAUUUGUGUUUGUUUUAUGCUUAAAAUUACUUUCUUGUUAUUUGGUUAACAUUUAUGUAAUUGACCCAGAAACCAUCAGAGAGAAAGGAAUAUUAUGCAGUAUUGUACAAACUCUAUCAAAAUUUAAGAGCACUUAUUUCAUUAAAAGUUUAAAAAAAGAUAAAGGAAAUAAUAUAGAAGUCAAGUUUCCGAAUAAUAAUGGUAAUGAACUCAAACAACAUACUCAAAGACGUGAUUUCGUUGGUCAGUGAUCAGUACAAUAAAUAGUUACGCCUACACAAUGUAAAAAAUAGUAAUAUCUUAUAAAGGAAUUCAUACCUUCAACUGUUAUCGUUUAACCACAAGGUCAAAGUAUUUCCUUUUUGUUGGUUAAACUUAUAUGUUUGUGAAAGAUGACAAUAUGAUUCAGAAAUAAUUUAUCUUUGAACUAUAUUAUAACUGGUCAAUCCAAUAUAUUGUAACCAAUCUCUAUUAAUCUCAGAGAUUCUCUUUUAGACUAUAAAUUAUUGUACAUUCAUGCUGAAAAUUUGCUUGUGUACAAACAUAAACUUUUAUUAAGUAAAAAUGUCUGAUGGUUUAUAUGAACUGAAGAUAUCUUCAUAUAAAAAUCACAACGUGGCUGAUUCACCACAAAUGAAUAAUAGAAAGCAUAUACAAUUAGUUUAUGCUAAACCAUCGAAAUUGAGAAGGGAUAUUAUGGCACAUAAUAACAAUGAAAAAGUGUCACCAGUGAAAAUGAGAAAUGCACCGGUAACUCAUGCAGCACCUACAGGAACUAAAACAACAUAUUCUUUUAAUGACCAUUUCAUAAUUAAAAAACCUGAUCUAAGUGAAAUACCUGAACAAAAGCUUGCAAUUUUAUCUAAUCAAUUUGGUGAACUUAGUGAUUCUGUGGAACGUGUUAUUAUUCGUAUAUUCGAUUCAGCUGUAGUUCCAGGUGGUGCACUACGUGGUGUUGUUUAUAUAUGUCUUAAAGAACCAAUUAAAUUGAAUACUUUAACUGUUACCACAGAAAUGAUUACUAAAACAAUAUCUUCAGAUGAGAAACAAGAUAUGGAGAAACGAAUACCUAUAUCAUAUACUGUUUUGACAGACGACCCAUCACUUGGUAAAAGAAUGCCUAUACGUAAAUUUACUUGUCAAGAACCAGAAUUUAUUCAGUCACCAGUUAAAGAAGUUAAUCUUAGUGAUCCAUGUUUCUCACCAUAUAUUGGACCUGUCCAACUUGCUCCAGGUGAUCAUGCAAUUCCUUUUGCGUUUCCUCUUGAAAGUGAUGCACAUCCAUCAAUAUUACUGAAGGGUAAAGUUGGUUUUAAACAUGAGGUGGAAAUUAUUCAUAGAUAUUAUGUCUAUGCAUCAAUGAGAUUGAGUCGACCAGAUGAAAAUAAUUCAGUAACAAUUAGUACAGACAAUUUAAAUAUCAAAGUUCUUAGUUGUGGUCCACCGAAUUAUACACUUCCAAAUGGUGAACGAAUACCAGCUAUCAUGAAAACAUUUACGAUGGAAAAUAGACAAAUGUUAAUACAGGUUGAAAAUUUAAUCUUUCAAGAGGCUGAUGAUAUUAAUAUUUAUUUAUUUACGGAUGAACCAGCUGGCAUACGUUAUGUUGAAGCUUAUUUACUUCGUAUAUUUCAUAUACCUGGAUUAAAAGUUUCUGAUACGAAAGCAUUACAUAAAUUGAAAAAGUAUCCUCCCAAUGUUUUUAUUGAUGGUCGUACAGAAAAAGUUACUUUUACUGAAAAUCUACCCUUACCAUACUCCGAAACAGCUGAAACUGAAAGUGGACGAUUAUUUUCCAAUUCACAAUAUUUACCAAGUCAUUAUCGUGAUUUUCGUGUAUCAUGUGAAUCUUUAAACUCAACAGAACAAUCACAAAGAACAUUACAUUGUGAUUCGUAUAAGGACUUACCUAGAGAUGCACGUAAAGCCGGUUGCCAUUUAACUUUAAACGUACCAAUCAAUUCUGUUCCACAAAGCUGCUUAGAAUCAUUGAAGAUAACUUAUUAUAUUAGGGUUCUUAUACAUGGUAAACGUAAAGUGAUGGCUUAUAGUUUACCAAUAUCAGUAGUUGAACAACGUUCUAAAGAUUAUAAAAUGCGUUAUUUGGGUGAAGGUAAUCAUAUAUAUGAUCCGGAAUAUUUAAAAUUAAAACGUGACAGUAAAUGUUCAGUUUCAUAACACUUGGAUACAAACAAAUCUACUAAUGUAAUACGAUCCAAUUUUUUUUUGAAAAAAUUAGUAAAUUUAUCAACUAUUAGUUGCAACUUUUACACCCCUUUUUUUUCUAGGAGGAAAACGGAGAGAGAAAAUCAAUGUUAGAUUCUUUUUUCUUCUUUUCUUUUCUUUUAUUGUCUUGAAUUGGUGUUUGUCAUCUACGGUAUUGUUACAUUGUUCAUUUUGUUUUAUUAUUAUUCUUUGAUUUGGUUAGUUGGUUUGAUUUUUUUUUGUUUCAUCUACUUAGUUAACUAAGUUUUUUUUGCUAAUAAUAAUAAUCAUUCAUGUAUUCUUUAUCAUUAUUUUAUCGAAUUCCUGAUAAAAAUAUGUUAUAAAAAGAGUGAAUAAUUUUCAUUCAUUGAAGUUAAUUAUCAGUU